GAUGAAUGAAUCGAUUGCGGCUGAAUCAAAUGAUUUUGCAUCGAACGCCUGGUUCUAUGAAUCGCUUGCUGUUGAUUCUCACGACUGCAUCACGACCCCGAUUUAUGAACUGAUUCCCAUCGAUUUCUUUUUUACAAUCACCGACCUCGAUUUUCGAUCCAGAAAUCCAUUAGCUAUCGAAUCUUUACGAUUCGCCCUUGGAACCACCAUCAAGGAAACGACCUACUAUCGAAUCCGUACGAUUAACGGUAGGUCUACGAUCCGGAAAUCGAUCCACUAUCGAAUCCUUACAAUUCACUCUAGAUCCACGAUUCGGGAAUCGAUGCGCUAUCAAAUCUGGACGAUUCAGUUGGAUUCACGAUCCUUGAAUCGAUUUCGAUUCGAGUCCCUGCUCUUCGAGGCCUGUGGUGCUGCACGUUCGACGAACACAUUGAACGGUGGCGGGCUAUCUUCUUGAAAAUGAGCGCCGCAAACUUGAAAUUCAAGCCUCAAAAGUGUCACCUUUUACAGCAUCCCCCCGCGAUGUCGCGUGUGGUGGAGGUGGAGCAGAAGUUCUUGCUGGGCGAGCGCACGGAGGAGCUGCUGUUGGCCGCCGGCGGGCGCCUGCUGGCGGAGUGGCGAUUCCGCGACGUCUACCACGACGUGGUGGGUCACGACGUGGUGGACCACGACGUGGACGGGAGCCUCGCGCUGGCCCUGGCCGACCUCUGGCUCCGCCGCAGGGACUCCGUCUGGCAGCUCAAGUACCCCGUGGGCGGGGCGGUGAUCACGACCUCCUCCCCUGCGGAGGACCGGCUGGUGCAGCGCUACGUGGAGACGGAGUGCGAGGCGGAGAUCGUGGAGCGGGUGGCGGCCGUGCUGGGUGUGGGCGCGGCGGUAGGCAGCGUUGACGAGCUGGUGGAGAGGGCGCAUCUCAGGCCGUUUGCCGAGUUCGGCACUGAGCGGCGGCGCUACCUCCUCCCCGCCCGUGGCGUUGAGGAGGCGGAGGCGGUGGAGGGGGUGGAAGGGGUGGAGGGGGCGGAGGUGGUGGAAGGGGUGGAGGAGGUGGAGGGGGAGGGAGUGGAGCGUCUGGGCUCCGUGUGCGUAGACCUGGACGUGAGCGACUUUGGCUACGCCGUGGGGGAGCUGGAGGUGGUGUGCCGGGAGGAGCGGUCGGUCCCACGGGCCGUGCUGGCUGUACAGGCCGUGGCCAGCCAACUCGAGUUGGUGAGCGGCACCAACCUGCUGAGCAAGCUGGCUGUCUUCCUGCGUGACCACCGCCCUGACCUCUACCGACGGCUCGUCGAUGCCCACGUCCUCGGCUGACUUCGCCGGUGACGUCGACCAGUGACCUUGGUUGACCUUUGCCGAUGACCUCGGCUGGUGACCUGAGCUGGUGACUUUGGGUGACCUUUUGCUGGGGAACUCGGCUGGUGACCUCGGCUGGUGACCUCAGCUGGUGACCUCAGCUGGUGACCUCACCUGGUGACCUUGGAAGAUGACCUUGGCUGACAAAGAUCCCACGUGUAGCCUCCAGCAGGCUGUAGGGGCAAGUGCUGUUAGUAGCACCUACACACAGACAAAGAUCCCCCGUGUAGCUUCUAGCAGGCUGUAGGGGCAAGUGCUGUGUUGUAUAUAUUGUGUGACGUGUAAAUUUUAAAGGAAAUGUGAUAAAAUAAUAAAAUAUUUUUUUGUUCAAUUAUGUUAAUGUCUGCAAUUAAGUGUGGUUAAGAAUGAGUGUAUAAAAUUGUUACGAUGUAAUGCUUGCGUACGUGAUUAUUUGUGCGUGAUCAGUUACUAUGUGUUAUACUCUGGUUCUUUCGGUAAAGUCACAUAGAUAGAAAUAAAAUAAAAUAAAUCACGACG
Petromyzon marinus (sea lamprey) is the source of this 1845-nucleotide messenger RNA. It is a transcript of the gene THTPA, whose product is annotated as thiamine triphosphatase. The record is from RefSeq and is a predicted model, not a curated record. NCBI's taxonomy places the organism in Eukaryota, Metazoa, Chordata, Hyperoartia, Petromyzontiformes, Petromyzontidae. Gene Ontology annotation, biological process: dephosphorylation; thiamine diphosphate metabolic process. Gene Ontology annotation, molecular function: thiamine triphosphate phosphatase activity; magnesium ion binding.